Messenger RNA from Bactrocera tryoni, 1105 nucleotides. It is a transcript of the gene GILT1, whose product is annotated as GILT-like protein 1. The coding region runs from base 1 to 726 and encodes 241 amino acids. The transcript is spliced from 5 exons. NCBI's taxonomy places the organism in Eukaryota, Metazoa, Arthropoda, Insecta, Diptera, Tephritidae. Gene Ontology annotation, molecular function: oxidoreductase activity, acting on a sulfur group of donors, disulfide as acceptor. The record is from RefSeq and is a predicted model, not a curated record.
AUGAGUCAGAACGUUGUUGGUGUGUUCUUGGUGCUGAUCGCAGUUGCCAAUGCGGUGAAGGUGCCGGUAACCAUCUACUAUGAAUCGCUCUGCCCAGACAGCGCAAAGUUCAUUACCGAGCAGGUCUUUCCAGCUGUGAAGGGCGAACUGCGCGACUACGUGGAAAUCAACUGGGUGCCUUAUGGCAAGUCGCAUUUCACAACACAAGGUGCCGAAGUGAUUUUUGAUUGUCAUCACGGUCCAAACGAGUGCUACGGCAAUAAAGUGCAUGCCUGUGCCAUCGAACAUAUUCAGGCCAACUCCUACCAAAUCGAAUUCACCAGAGAAUCACUAACUUUGGACUUCAUCAACUGCAUGAUGAAAGCAGGCAAGAACUUCGAUGACAACGUAUAUCCGGGUGCACGUUGCGCACGUGAAAAUCAUAUUAGCGCCUGGGAAAAUAUCCAGCAAUGCGCCAACACAACCGAAGGCAGUAUUUUACUCAAAAAACAAGGCGAAGCCACCAUGCAAUUCCAAAAUCCAUUGAUAAGCGUACCAACUGUUGUCUUCAAGCAGCAAUAUGAUGCCAAGGAAAACGAUCAAGCCAUGUCCAGCUUCCUGAAUGUUGUCUGCAAGUACAUUCCUCAGCCGCAGCCGAAAGUGUGUGCCGCGCUCAACUCGGCCGUCGCCACCACUGUUACACCGCUCUUAGCUGCAUUGGCAUACUUGCUUGUGCGAUUCUUCUAAGCUACGAAAGCUCAGUUAGCAAAGCCGCUGCUACAAGCGGGUACCUCCAUUCAGCUUCCAAUUACAAAAAAUUGAGUUGAAGUCAAAUAUUCGUAAAUCAUGUCUUCUUUUAAUUUUUAUUCUAACACAAACCAAUCCGUCCAGGUAUUGUGAUUCCAAAUUUUUGUAUUCCAAAAUAAUACCUUCAUAUGUAUGUAUAUUACAAAUGAAACGUUUUUAUAUUCAAACUUUAUAUGUACGUACGAUGCUUAAUAUAACAGAUAUGUGUUUAUCUUUAUAGUAGAAUGUGUUUAUAGAGCAAGUUUUAACUGUUAAUCGAGGAUAUUCACAUUUGUAAAAUAUUUAAAUAAUAAAUACAUAUACAUAUAUACAAAACAUA